This is a messenger RNA of Austrofundulus limnaeus, 3400 nucleotides long. RefSeq names its product NKD inhibitor of WNT signaling pathway 1 (gene nkd1). Gene Ontology annotation, cellular component: cytoplasm. Gene Ontology annotation, molecular function: calcium ion binding. Gene Ontology annotation, biological process: negative regulation of Wnt signaling pathway. Lineage: Eukaryota; Metazoa; Chordata; Actinopteri; Cyprinodontiformes; Rivulidae. The transcript has 10 exons. The record is from RefSeq and is a predicted model, not a curated record. The coding region runs from base 145 to 1494 and encodes 449 amino acids.
GUGUCACACCGUCCUGUACUCUAAGUGUAGUGUGUUCACUUGGUUGUCUACGGACGCUCUUCUGUCUGGAUAUCAUUUUAUUUUUUUUUAUUUCUUUGGAUUACAUUCAUCUGAUGGUUUUCAAUUGUAACUCGAUGUAUAGAGAUGGGUAAACUGCACUCGAAACAUGCCGCUAUUUGUAAACCGAGGGAGAGUCCAGAAGGCGAUAGUUUUGUGGUGAACGCAUGUUUGGCGAGAAAAGGAAUCGACGACUGGCUCGUGAAGCAGAAAUACUACUGCACGAGCUCUCGCCUCGAGCAACAACAGGACUGUCACCUGAAGAAUAACUGCGGCUUAACGACACGGGACUCCAUGGCUAACUCUUGUGCAGAGGGAAUUAGUGAAGAACAUUAUCGAUUAGAAGUGGCUUUACCCCCGGAGAAGACAGACAGCUGCUGUGUGGAGGAGAAGAUGCAGGAGAGGGACAGCCAAUCUCCCGCAGGGCCACAGAAACAGCUCCAGUUUGAAGAGCUGGAAUGCGCUGUGUCUAUGGAGGAGGAUAACAGGCAGGAGUGGACCUUCACCCUCUAUGAUUUUGACAACAGUGGCAAAGUUACCCGAGAGGACAUCACCAGCCUGCUUCACACCAUCUACGAGGUUGUUGAUGCCUCCGUCAACCAUUCCCCCAGCAGCAGCAAGACGCUCCGGGUCAAGCUCUCCGUGGCUCCUGACUCCAGCCAGCGGUGGAGGAGUUGUGCGCCGGGUGCGACAGACAUGUCCCACUCCAGAGAAAAGAAUGACAAGUGCAUCGACGACCCCAAGAGUGCAGACAAGAAGUCUCGAGCACUCCUAAGGCGCCACCACAGUGACCACCACACCCAGCCUGGCUGCCAGCGCCACUGUGUGGAUGAGAACCUGGAACGCAGGAACCACUACUUGGACCUGGCAGGGAUCGAAAACUACACAUCCCGCUUUGGAGCCGCUCCUGCUGCAGAGCCAGUUAAAGUGGAGACUCAGACCCGCUCAUCUAACCAGGCUCGGUCUCGCUCCCAUGAACCAGAGAACGGCCACUCCCACUCCCACCACCGUCGUUUGCAGACGGUCCUUGACACGGCCACUCCAGACUCCGGCCUCCAUCCUGCCCGCCUCAAAGGCCAAGACUCAGGGCGACACGCCAUCCGUUCUCCGAAGACCCACAGCCGCACGCCUCCAGCGCAGACCGGCGGUCGUGUGAUGAGGAGCCGAGGUGCUCCCCCGCCCCCGGCUCUUCCCACUCAGAUCCCACCCCAUCAGUCCGCAGCGCCCUACCGCAAACACAAACAAAGAAAAGACAGCCACGGCUACCGGGCCUUGGGCUCGCUUGUAUCCCCAGGUCCAGUGGUGGARAAAGAACAGGUGAGAGACCUCCCCAGUGUGGUGCUGUACGAAGGUGGGCUGGCACAAGUGGUGCAGCGGCAUGAGCAUCACCACCAUCAUGAACACCACCACCACUACCACCACUUUUACCAGUCUUGAAUUUCAGUCUUGUCUGGGACGGGAUGGCUCGGCUCUCCUGAAGUCCCACAGAACCUGACCCGGACCAGCAGACACUGACUGCAGGAAACUUCCUGAUCGGACACUGUGCUGCUGGUCAUGCACAGGAACUGUGGCGGACUCAGGACACGGGGUGGAGGAUCCGCUCUGUGCUGAAAUGGUGUGAACCAGUAUUAUCAAAAAGCUGGUYACGCAGCAGAUCAGAGAUUCAGGACCACGGGGCAGCAGGACGGGAUGGAGAGUUCUGACGAGGCUCAACAAGAAGAACGAAGGAACACCUUCAGAUUAACAACCCUUCCCAGACCACUAAAUCAAAUGGUGGGACAAAAGUAGGAAGUUGUGACGUAAAGAUGAAAACAUAUGAAGGAAUAGAAGUGACAAGAGAGCAAUAUGUAUUAAAAAUCUGUGUCCAAACUAUGACUGAGUGAACAUUGCUAAAGUUUGACUGUUUGCAUCCGAGUGUCACAACACUGGUGUCUGUUAAAAAAACCACUUGGAAGUGCAUUCAUGGGUGUGUAAGUAUUUAAAGCAAGCUGUCAAAUGGGUUUGUGAAGCUUAAAAAUGGAAAAAAAAUGUAUAUUCACAAUAGGCAUGGGCCGGUAUGAAAGUCUGACUAAAUGAUAGCCUUAGACAAAAAUAUCAUGGUUUUGCGGGAUCACAGUAUUAUGAUUACAGUUCUAAAAGGUGUUAUUUUGAAAUUGGUAUUUAAAAACAAAAAAAGAAAAGAACAUUUCUAUUGUCAUAGUCAACUUUAAUUAUCUUUAUAAGCUGUUUUUAAAUCACGUGUAAUGCUGAAAUUUCAUUCCUCUAACAUGUGUUCAUACUUACCUAACACAAUGAAGCUAUAAUAAUAAAAUUUACAUCUAAUAAGAUAACUACUUUUUACUGCUUUUAAAAGAUGAGAGAAAUCAGGUAUACUGAGCAGCAAGUCGUUGUUUAUUGAGUUAAUGCAUCAUAUUUAUUGUGUUUUCGAUUUGGAAGGGGUGUUUGAUAUAAAGAAGAUAACAAAUCAUUAAACAACAGAAGUUACAGUAUAAGUAUCAGGCUGUAUAAAUUGUGUGUUCAGCUAAAGAGCUGCUCAGCUUAAGCUUUAUUCUUUUAAACAGAAAAAUUUUUGGGAAACUCAACCUGCAGAGCUGGCAGCUAAUGCAGGGGUGUGUGGGAGGGAGGGGUCUUUACUCUGCAGUUGAACACAACCUGAGGGAUUUCACUUCCACUUUCUUACGAGACAUAAAAAAAAGCUUAUACCGCAAGAACGGCGUGACAGAAAAUUUUAGCAGUUUCGACAAAGUGACUUUUUUUACAUUGGGGAAAUGUGAAACCGGUAUCCGGCCCAUGCCUAGUCCACAAUACCAUUAAGGCAGAAGCAGACAGGAAAAUGUCUAAAUGUUGUGAGAAAUCCCAAAUCCGCUGCUACCUCUUAACUUCAUUCUAAUCGUUGGGACUUGCAUCAAGCGUUCAGAGGUUAUUUUUAAAAUCACUUUGAAACAUUGUGGAAAGUAGAAAUCAUGUCAGUCUUCAGCUCUGAAAUGUGGAAAAUCUACUUGCUUUUCUUAACAUUUGCUGUACAUAAGGUAUUUAUAUUGUUAUCAAUUUUAUAAGCUUUAUUGAUAACGUGAUAUUCAUGCAUUUGCUAUAAAAAGUUUCCUCACAGCUGCAUAUUUUUAUGACCACUAGUAGCAUCAGCAGAACGUGUAUGACUCCGUCUGUUUCAACUUCUCACUUCUACCAACUCUGUAGUGCUGUUCUGUAGUUCUACUUGCAUUCAUAAAUCCAUCAGACAAAGCUGUUCUUCUGAUUUUAGGGAAACUGAGCCUGAAGAUGCUCAGAUCUUCAUGUCAGGAUUUGAUAAACUUGCAUAAAAUUAAACUUUCUUAGUGUACAACUA